Molecule: messenger RNA, 1651 nt
Organism: Xenopus tropicalis (tropical clawed frog)
Lineage: Eukaryota; Metazoa; Chordata; Amphibia; Anura; Pipidae
Product: neurofilament medium polypeptide-like
Exons: 8
Coding region: 337-1200 (287 amino acids)
Source: RefSeq, a predicted model, not a curated record
UUGGGGGAAUUUCUCAAUAAAUCAGUCCCCCCCAUACUUAGGACCAUGGCCCUCUCUCCCCCAGUUAUGCCUCAUUGUGCUGUAACCACACCCACAUUCCAGACAAAUAUUGUAAGACCCUGCAAUGACUUAUUUGUAUCUUUAGUCGGUAUUUAAAGAGGGCUUUGUGCAUAUAAACCCCAUACAUCUACUGUAUAUUGUCUUUAUAAUGGGCAUUUAUCUUUGGGUGGAGAAAUGUUUCAUACAAAUGGGAGAAUAGAGAUUAGGAAAUGACUAUAAGCUCUGUAGCAUUCAAGUCCUAGCCUGUAACCUUCUCCUAUUGUUGUUCCUAAUAUAAUGCCCAUGUGUCUCUUGUGUCUGCUUUUAGGUUGCGAGACCAUCAGGCAGAAUCCCAGGCUGCAGGAGCUGUUCCGUGCCCUGGACACCUUCAGGCCGGAGAAUACUGAUUUUCCGGCCAUGAUUUCUUAUUAUGAACAUCACUACAGAUAUUUUUUUGGGGAGAUGGAAGACCUAGAACACUUUCUUUGCUGGUAUGCCCUCAACCACAUCGACGAGGGGAACCUCACUAAUUACUUAGUGAUGAUCAAACAUCUGGAAGAAAUGGAACUGGUGGUUGGCAUAUAUUAUGCCUUCUACAAUCUUGCAUUUCGGGCACCUAGGACACAAGAAGGAAGACUCCUGCGAAGCCAAUUGGAGGCCUUUCUUAUUCUUUAUAAAGCUGUAAAAUCAAAGCUGGAAGAAGUAAGAACUCAGCUUGUAGGGAGAGAGGAGCCGCAGGAACUUCCUGGAACCAGCCAACAACAACUCCCUACAGCUCCGGAGACCCCUGCUGCAGAGCUGGAAGCAGCAGAAGAAGAAGAUCAGGAGACCCCUGCUGCAGAGCUGGAAGCAGCAGAAGAAGAAGAAGAAGAUCAGGAGACCCCUGCUGCAGAGCUGGAAGCAGCAGAAGAAGAAGAAGAAGAUCAGGAGACCCCUGCUGCAGAGCUGGAAGCAGCAGAAGAGGAAGAUCAGGAGACCCCUGCUGCAGAGCUGGAAGCAGCAGAAGAGGGAGCAGAGGAGACCCCUGCUGCUGCUGUUGUGGUGGAACAACUGGCCCUUACAAAAAGGGUCAGGAAAGCCAUCACAAGGCAGUUUCAGAGAAUUUGGGUAAUUUAUUUACUUAUUUACAAUCUGUUACCAAUCUGUAGAUGCCACAUAUAAGCCAGCGCACCUCUGUUUUAAUUCCUGCCGUUCCAAUCAAUUAGGCUGUCUUCCAAGCCCUUGGAACAACAGAAGCAACUAUAGCUAGAAUGGCCCCUAGUACACUCCUUGCUCCUUCGGCCUGUUGGCUGAUCAAUCAGAGCGCAUACUUGAUAGGACAAAGUAUGGCCGCCUUUAGGUUGGACAAGGUGGUUGGCUCUGAGUCUAGAUCUGGCUGGUGUUACAGACAUCACUGCCAAUUCUAGGUCAAUGAGAAGAGCGAGUUGGUAACUCUCAUAAGGGCUGAUGUAGCUCAGGCUGAGAUAUCCACCUUUACAAUGGAAACUAAACUGGUGCCAGGUUAUCAAUACACAAACUAAAGUCGCCAUUCCAGAUAGAAAUGAUAUAUCUAUAAUUUACUAUUUUUUAAAAUAAUUUCUAACCCUUUUCUUUUCUUUUUUUUUUGCAGCGU